AUGAUUGAUCCCAGCUCAUCUGAAGAAGAUAGUGACGAUGAACACAAGAAGCAGCCCUCCAAAUUACCAGUUGUACCACCAGGAGGCUUGGCAGGUGGAAGGCCAUCAGUGCGGGGAAAACCAGAGCUACCACGAGGAUCUACAGCCGGGCUGCCAGGCGCAAGUCCUCUUACAACAGCCCCCCACGCAGCUCCCCUUCACCCCGCGACUCGACAGAGGGAGGCCCAGGCGUUAGCACCCCCACAACAUGCAUCGUUCUUGCGCAGGACAUCAACCGGAAGUGCCAGUUCCGGUGAGGCUCCUGCUCCAUCCCCAAGUCCAUCUGGGACCAGUCAUUCGGAUAAAGACCAAGAUCCACAGGAAAAGAUAGAGAAGCUAGAAGAGGACAAAAAGAGAAGACUGCAACUCUACGUAUUUGUGUCCAGAUGUAUCGCACAUCCGUUCAAUGCUAAACAGCCUACGGAUAUGACUAGACGUCACACGAAGGUCACUAUGCACCAGUUGGAGACAAUCCAAGCAAGAUUUCAGGCAUUCCUCAAAGGAGAAACUCAAAUAUUAGCAGAUGAGGCAUUCCAAAAUGCUGUCCAGGCGUACUUCGAUAUCUUCUUAAAAUCUGAAAGGGUGGAGCAAAUGGUGAAAGCUGGGGCCUGUACCCAUAACGACUUUCGCGAAGUAUUCAGGAACAAUAUCGAGAAGAGAGUGAAUGAGUGCAUUUUCAAAUCGCAAGCCGAAAUUGACGGUCUCACUAAAGACACUGUAGUGACGACGUGGCUGGCGAAACUAGAUUGUAUAAUGAAGGGAACGGGUGUACCAGGAGACGAUGAAUCCAAACGGCCAUCACGAGCUCAGCAGCAAAGCCUGAACGCGGAGUGCAUCCUCAGCAAGGAACAGCUGUAUGACAUGUUUCAACAGAUACUGGGCGUCAAGAAGUUCGAACAUCAGUUGUUGUUUAAUGCUCUCCUGUUGGAUUCGGCGGAUGAACAGGCUGCAGCAAUAAGAAGAGAACUGGAUGGUCGAAUGCAGAAAGUUAACGAAAUGGAAAGGAACCGCAAGUUGAUGCCUAAAUUCGUUUUGAAAGAAAUGGAGUCGCUGUAUAUUGAAGAACUGAAAUCGUCAAUAAAUUUGUUGAUGGCCAACCUUGAGUCCCUCCCUGUGUCCAAGGGGGGAGCGGACUCAAAGUACGGCCUUCAUAAAAUCAAGCGGUAUAAUCACAGGAACCCCGGGCCAGAUCCGAGUCCAAGAUUGAGUAAGCAGCUAUGUUUCAGAUCGCAAGGCUCUUUAGCGAACAAGUUGACUGGGGGCGAAGGUGACGGAGGGGAUGUAGACACCCAACUCACUAAAAUGGAUGUGGUUCUUACUUUCCAAAUAGAGGUAGUUGUUAUGGAAGUGAAGGGGCUAAAGUCUUUGGCGCAGAAUAGAAUAGUAUACUGUACCAUGGAAGUGGAAGGUGGGGAUAAACUACAGACUGAUCAGGCGGAGGCUUCGAAGCCAAUGUGGGACACACAAGGUGACUUCAGCACGACUCAGCCACUUCCAGCUGUGAAAGUUAAGCUGUAUACAGAGAACCCUGGUGUACUAGCACUUGAAGACAAGGAGCUUGGGAAAGUUUUACUCAGACCUACGCCUCUGUCUAGCAAAGCACCAGAAUGGCAUCGAAUGACUGUACCCAAAAAUUUACCAGAUCAAGAUCUCAGGAUUAAAAUCGCGUGCAGAAUGGAUAAACCAUUGAACAUGAAGCAUUGCGGUUACCUCCACGUAAUUGGCAAAGCUGUAUGGCGGAAGUGGAAACGGCGAUACAUGGUGUUAGUGCAAGUCAGCCAAUAUACGUUUGCCCUCUGCUCCUAUAAGGACAAGAAGUCUGAACCAGCUGAAAUGAUGCAGCUUGAUGGAUUCACUGUGGACUAUAUUGAGUUGGCGAGUGAGCUGGAAGGUGCUAAAUACUUCAUGAACGCAGUCAGAGAUGGAGAAUCGGUGUUGAUGGGAGUCAGCGAUGAGAAUGAGUGUCACCUCUGGGUGAUGGCCCUGUACCGAGCGACGGGACAGAGUCACAAACCGACACCUCCCACAACAUCUGACACGCAUAUCAAAAUUAUGGGAGAUGCGGACAAAGCGAGAAAACACGGAAUGGAAGAUUAUAUCCAAGCUGAUCCAUGUCAAUUUGACCAUCAGCAAAUGUUCUCGAUGUUGCAGUCGCUAUCAUUGAAAUAUCGGUUACAAGACCCUUACUGUUCUUUGGGUUGGUUUUCUCCCGGCCAAGUCUUCGUUCUGGAUGAGUAUUGUGCACGAUACGGCGUCAGAGGCUGUUACAGACAUCUUAAUUAUUUAUCAGACUUACUUGACGUUGCCGAAAGCGCCACACAGAUGGUAGACCCCACUUUGAUGCAUUACUCUUUCGCAUUUUGCGCGAGCCAUGUCCACGGAAACAGUACCGCCACGUUGCCUGGCAGGCCCGAUGGUGUGGGCAGCAUCACCGUACAGGAGAAGGAGAAAUUCGCUGAGAUCAAGGAGCGGCUGAAAUCGCUUUUGCAACAUCAGGUCACCAACUUUCGAUACGCAUUUCCCUUUGGAAGGCCAGAGGGGGCUUUGAAAGCAACGCUGUCGCUAUUAGAGCGAGUGUUAAUGAAGGACGUGGUAACACCAGUUGCACCAGAGGAUGUUAGGAUCCUGAUCCAAAAUUGUUUGGAGAACGCAGCACUUUUGAACUACCAACAACUCAGUCAGAAAGCUAAUAUUGAAGAGGAUCUACGUGGUGACACGAUGGUGACUCCAGCGAAGAAGCUGGAGGACCUGAUCCGUUUGGCUGAGCUCUGCGUAGAUCUUUUGCAGCAGAAUGAAGAACACUAUGCAGAGGUUUAUAACGCAAAAUCGGAAUCGACUGGUCAACAAAAUGCAUUCGCAUGGUUCUCAGAUCUUCUGACAGACCACGCUGAAAUCUUCUGGGCGUUAUUCGCUGUUGACAUGGACAGGGUUUUAGCUGAACAACCCCCUGACACCUGGGACUCAUUCCCAUUGUUCCAAAUCCUUAAUGAUUAUUUGCGCUCCGAUGGUAAGAUGAAAGAAACUCUAAGAAACGGCCGUUUUCACGAACAUUUGCGUGACACCUUCGCACCAUUGGUCGUUCGAUACGUUGAUCUUAUGGAGUCUUCAAUAUCGCAAUCCCUGCAUAAGGGUUUUGAAAAGGAACGAUGGGAGAUUAAAGGCAACGGUUGUGCUACCAGUGAAGAAUUAUUCUGGAAGCUGGAUGCUCUGCAAAGCUUCAUCAGAGACCUGCACUGGCCAGAACCAGAGUUCCGGUCCCACCUGGAACAACGCCUGAAGUUGAUGGCAAGCGACAUGAUGGAGACCUGCAUACAGAAGACGGAGGCGUCAUUCCAGGCGUGGCUGAAAAAAAGUGUGACAUUCAUGUCAACGGACUACAUAAUACCAGCUGAGAUCUGUGCUAUGGUAAAUGUGGCACUGGACGCGAAAAACCAAGCGUUGAAGCUAUGCGCUGUCGAAGGCGUGGAUAUUUACCAGUACCAUGCUAAAAUGGAUGCUCAGAUCGAGACCUGCCUCCACGCAAUGGCUACGGGAAUGACGACUCGUCUGUCCGCCGUGUUGGAGGCUACGCUCGCGAAGAUCGCGCGGUUUGAUGAAGGAAGUUUGAUCGGGUCAAUUCUGACGAUUGCGAACGUGUCAGGCUCUGGUAAGGACAUCGGGCAGGGAUACGUCACUUUCAUGAGAAAUUCUAUGGACCAGAUUCGAUCUAAGGUGACAGAUGAGCUGUGGAUACUUCAGCUCUUUGAACAAUGGUACGGUCAGCAAAUGACUCUCAUUGGAAACUGGUUGCAGGAGCGACCAGCUCUUCAUCCACAACAAGUCGCCUGUCUCUCUAUUGUCGUUAAGAAAAUGAACAGUGAUUUCGAGCUGCAAGGUGUAAUAGAUGACAAGCUCAACACAAAAACCUACCAAGCAGUCGCCCAAAGGAUGCAUACAGAAGAAGCCACUUGCAGCUUACUUCUUGCUCAGCAGGACGCCGGCGGCAGCGAGGAGGGCGCAGAAGAGGGAACUAAAGCUGGGAAGUCAAAACUUGAGUCUCUCACAGAGGAGGCAAAACUUGGAAAUGUUUCUGCUGUUGUUGGGAAGGUUGGCAACAUGUUUGGAAGAGGCAUAGGCGAAUUGUCUACUAAAUUAGGAGGUGCUUCAUCUUGGUUUUAG
Messenger RNA from Pieris macdunnoughi, 4197 nucleotides. Lineage: Eukaryota; Metazoa; Arthropoda; Insecta; Lepidoptera; Pieridae. The record is from the annotation of a GenBank genome assembly.